Drosophila erecta is the source of this 773-nucleotide messenger RNA. RefSeq lists its product as uncharacterized. Bases 383 to 691 code for a protein of 102 amino acids. NCBI's taxonomy places the organism in Eukaryota, Metazoa, Arthropoda, Insecta, Diptera, Drosophilidae. The record is from RefSeq and is a predicted model, not a curated record. The transcript is spliced from 2 exons.
UUAUGAAGCAAUCAAUUUGGACAAGAAUUCAUCGAAGGUGCGGAAAUUCGCCAGGUGAGAUGAUCUCCUGUCGCAAAAGGAACAAGUUCUCAUUGUUCUUACGAUUUGAAAGGCGUCUCUAAUAAGUUAUGACUUCGGCACGCAUUGUUCGAUCGCCUCUGGUAAAUAUCAAUGAUAUAAUGGCAAACCAAAAUCAAUAUCUAAACAAUUAAACGGAAAUUUGCAUCCGUAUACGUUCUUUUAAGCCAGUUUUAUUGCUCCACUUUUGAGAUUCUUGGCACUACGGCUAUAUAAGAACCUCGUAACCGGCGACAGAUCAUCACAAAUUAUCCAGUCCUCAAGCUAAACUUGCUCAGAAAAGUUCAGAACAAAGUUCGGAAACAUGAAGUUCUUCAUCGCCGCCUUCCUGAUCGCCGCCUGCGUGGCCCUCGUCCAGAGCAGCGUCAUCUACUCGCCGGUGUCCUCGGUUCCGGUGGUCCGCUCCGUGCCCGUGGUGCGCUCUGUGCCGGUGGUGCGCAGUGUGCCGGUGGUGCGCUCUGUGCCGGUGGUGCGCAAUGUGCCGGUGGUGCGCCGUGUGAAAGUGGUCGAGUCCGUUCCAGUGGUGCCGUCCGUGGUGCGCGUUGGACAGGCCGCCUCCGUCUACGAUGCUCCACUGGUGCAAUCCUACGGUGGAUGGUUGAAGCAGAAGUAGAUGGAUCCAUUUCAGGCGAAAUAAUCAAUCGAUGCGAAAUAAACUCUGAAUUGAACGAAUAAAUACACUAUCCAAGCGCAAA